This is a messenger RNA of Pleuronectes platessa (European plaice), 3196 nucleotides long. RefSeq names its product putative homeodomain transcription factor 1 (gene phtf1). Bases 460 to 2526 code for a protein of 688 amino acids. NCBI's taxonomy places the organism in Eukaryota, Metazoa, Chordata, Actinopteri, Pleuronectiformes, Pleuronectidae. Gene Ontology annotation, cellular component: endoplasmic reticulum. The record is from RefSeq and is a predicted model, not a curated record. The transcript is spliced from 17 exons.
ACAAACCCACGCUCAACAAAACAAACCCCGGAAAUGAAAGGCGGAAAACUAGCUUCAACAAACACUGGAGUUCAGCGAAGUCAAGUAAAUGAGGAACAAACGUGUCUGCGAACGACAACACGCGCCGGAAAGGAAAACACAUUUUUAAAUGUAGCCUCGAGGCUGCGAGAGUUUUAAUGUCGCCGGGCCGCGGGGGUUCGGGGUGAAGUACACAGGUUAGCAGUUAGCCAUUAGCUCAGCAUGCUAACAGCUGGAGCUCAAUCUGAAGUGUUUACAGUUUGCGAUGCUACCAGUUUCCUCUGGUUUGUGCUGAGUGUUGUUUCUGCUGCAGGUUCCGUGUGGAGGAGUCGCUGCAGAGUUUAAUGCCCGAUCCUGGAUCGAAGCCCGGUUCCUCCGCUGCCUCCGCCCGAGAGAUCCGAGUGACAUGACCUGACUCUGGGUUCACUGCUCCGCACCAGAAUGGCCAGAAUAGCCUGGUACCAAGAGAAGAUCGGGGCCUACGAUCAACAAGUCUGGGAGAAAUCUCUUGAGAAGGCAGAUCUAAAUGGUUUAGACCGCAAACCAAAGAAGACCUGUUACAUCAAACAAGACCUCAUUGAUGUUGAUUUAGUAAGAGGAUCCACGUUCGGCAAAGCCAAACCCGAGAGUCCGUGGGCAGCAUUGACUCGAAAGGGUCUGGUCCGAGUGCUGCUGUUCCCCUUCUUCUUCCAGUGGUGGAUUCAGGUGACCUCCAGGUCCAUCUCCUCAUGUAUCCUUGUCCUCUACUUCAUGCAAGUGGCAGCGGUGGUGCUGUACUUGGAGGUCCCCGGGGCGAGUGCCAGCGAGGUGUUUGGACCCAUUUGUCUGAUGCUGCUGCUGGGCACUGUGCAUUGCCAGAUUGUGUCGACUGAGUCCAGCCGGUGGCCCUCGGGCAGUCCAGCUGCCAGCAGCACCACCAGCCCUGCGCGCAGAAGGAGGCCGAAGAAAAGCAGAGGGGUGAAAAAAUCCGAAGAAAAGAACAACAGAACGGACACACCACAGCCGGGGCCCUGGCCCUUUGAAGAGAGCCAACGUCUAUACGGGAAUGAGGAGAGGAGGAACGUAAGAAGGUCUGGCUUUGGGGCAUCUGAUGAGUUCUCCAGUGAGGAGGAGGAGGAGCAGGAGGAGGGGAUACAACCUGUUGAACAGAUUCAUGCUCCUGCUCAUCCAGAGAGACCCCCUGCUGCAUCUGCACUGGUGUCUUCUGUUAGAAAGAGAAAGCUGAAGUCCAACCCCAAACCUCAGGAAGGGACUGGAGCCUCCGUAUUGGCGAAGCCUCGAGAGGUGGAGCGUCUCAGGCCGAGCGUUGGCUCUCGUCCGGCCUCCGACACCGACGACACAAUGUGGGAGGAGCUUCUCCAAGACCCCGACUCUGCCAGCACAGGUAGCAGUGACAGUGAGGGGAACGGGAGGUACAACGCCGGCCUGGCACUGCCACAAACCACCGCUCUGAGCAGUGACGAUGAGAGCCUGCAGCAGGGGAUCACCGGAAGCCAGCUCUCCUGGCUUCAGGCCUGUCAUCCAUCCAAGGACCGUGUCAGUGCCAUAAUAUGGGAGCAGGGCGAGUGUAAGAAAGCCGACAUGUCUGUGCUGGAGAUCAGUGGGAUCAUCCUCACACGGGUGAAGUUAGUGGAGCAGGGCAUGGGUUACCUUGUCUUCGGUGGCCUCAUGACCACCACACUGGCACUGCUUCCACUCGCCUUCCACUUGGCUCAGCAUCUGGACAUGUCGAGCCUUGGCUCCCUGGCUCUGACAGAACUGGCACAAAAGGUGGUCGGGCAGCAUGGUAUCAAGGCCUACGCCUUUUUCUUCAUCACAACAGUGCAAAGAGUCUGCCUCACCGGACUGUUCUUCUUCAUGAUGUGUGUGGCGGAGAGAACGUACAAACAGAGACUUGUAUUUGCCAAAUACUUCAGCCACAUCACGUCAGGUCGCAAGGCCAAGAAAUCAGAGAUCCCUCACUUCCGGCUGAAGAAAGUCCAGAACAUAAAGAUGUGGUUGUCUCUUCGCUCUUUUCUGAGGAGACGAGGGCCACAGCGCUCCGUUGAUGUUAUCGUCUCCACCAUCUUCCUUUUGGCCCUUUCAAUUUCAUUCAUCAUUUGUGCCCAGCUCCUGCGAAGCCACAAAACUUUCCUGGAGUCUCAGACAAACUGGGAGCUGAUGGUGUGGGGCUCGUCCCUCAUCCUCUUUCUGCUGCGGCUGGCCACACUGGGCUCAGAGACCAACUGCAAAUACAGCAACUCGUCGGUGCUGCUCACUGAGCAGAUCAACUUGUAUCUCAAGAUGGAGAAAAAGCCCAAUAAGAAAGAAGAACUCGGGAUCGUGAACAAUGUUUUGAAACUGGCUACAAAGCUGAUGAAGGAGCUGGAUACUCCGUUCAGACUUCUGGGUCUGACAGUGAACCCUCUGAUCUAUAACAUCACCCGAGUGGUCAUCCUGUCCGCUGUGUCCGCUGUGGUCAGCGACCUGCUCGGCUUCAACAUCAGACUGUGGAAAAUCAAGCCUUAAUGUGAAAACGGCAAAACCACUACACGUCGGACACUGGUGACCAGAGAUCUUUGUCUCAGCUGAAGAAAGCGUGCAAACCUACUGACAGUAUAUUCAUCGUCUGUGCCUUCCGACUCCAACAUCUGUCUGCGUCUCCUCAGUUCAACAGCCUGAGACGCUCUGACAUCACUCUCACGCCGUCGCUGGCUCCUCACCUGGUGUUUCCCUCGGCCAAUCCACUAACCCACUGCCUAACCUUUGACCCUUGAAUGUUCCUGAGUCGAGCUCUGACGUCAUUUCCAGCUUCUGUUGCAUCAAAUUUUUCCAAGUAUGUUUUGUACAGAUGUGUGAGAUGUAAAUAAUUAAAUACAGAUAACGGAUAGUUUAUUCAUCAGUAUAAUAAUAUAAUUAACUAUAAAACAAGCUGUCGGCUUUCUAGACUUUCUUUGGUGUCAGCUUUGAUUUUAACCUUUUGUACUUGUACUUAACGAGGAAAUAUUGUGACUGUAAGUAGGGUUUAUUUAUUUGGGGGUUUCUGCUUAAGCACUUACACUUGUACUAGUACCUGUUAGUCAUGACUCUGUGACCACUAUCUGCCUUUUGUAUCGAGGACCAUUGUUGAACAAAAUAACUAUGCAAAGAGGGUUAAGGAAUUCUUUGAUAGAAGUAAAUAAAAUGUUUUUCAUCCAUG